Triplophysa dalaica is the source of this 1908-nucleotide messenger RNA. It is a transcript of the gene dlx1a, whose product is annotated as distal-less homeobox 1a. Gene Ontology annotation, molecular function: DNA-binding transcription factor activity, RNA polymerase II-specific; RNA polymerase II cis-regulatory region sequence-specific DNA binding. The transcript is spliced from 3 exons. Gene Ontology annotation, biological process: cell differentiation; negative regulation of transcription by RNA polymerase II; embryo development. NCBI's taxonomy places the organism in Eukaryota, Metazoa, Chordata, Actinopteri, Cypriniformes, Nemacheilidae. Bases 206 to 958 code for a protein of 250 amino acids. The record is from RefSeq and is a predicted model, not a curated record.
UUCAUGAUUCCCCGAUUCAAACCUUUGAGCGAGUUUGUGUGGAUCCACAGCAUCGUACCUAGACUUUUCACCGAGACAAACUACAUUUUCUUAUGAAUGGAAAGUGAAAAAAUCAGUUGAGCUUAAAUUGGGAUCCAUCCUUCACUCAGAUCAUAGAAAACAAAAAAGCAGGGGAGAGAGAGAGAGAGAGUUUGCGCCAGAAGACAUGACCAUGUCUACAAUACCAGAGAGUCUAAACAGCCCCGUCUCAGGAAAGAACGUGUUCAUGGAAUUUGGGCCACCGAGUCAGCAAAUGUCGCCUUCAUCUAUGACCCACGGACAUUAUUCAAUGCACUGUUUACACUCCUCCGGACACCCGCAGCACGACAGCGCCUACAGCCCGGCUCCGUCCUUCCCCAGAUCCCUGCCUUAUCCAUACGUCAACUCGGUCGGUAGCCAUUCCACGAGUCCGUACCUCAGCACCGUGCAGACCUACCCAAACAACGCCGCCUUGGCUCAGACGAGGUUAGAGGACCCAGCACCGGAGUCGGAAAAAAACACAGUGGUGGAAGGAGGAGAGGUUCGCUUUAACGGGAAGGGCAAAAAGAUCCGCAAACCUCGGACCAUCUACUCCAGUCUCCAGCUGCAGGCUCUGAACAGGAGGUUCCAGCAGACUCAGUAUCUGGCGUUGCCGGAGAGAGCCGAGCUCGCCGCAUCGCUGGGGCUCACACAAACACAGGUGAAGAUCUGGUUUCAGAACAAGCGGUCCAAGUUUAAGAAACUGAUGAAACAAGGCGGAGGAACAAUAGACUCAACCGCUCUGGCCAACGCUCUCUCCGCCGGAUCUCCGUCCGUAGCGCCCGUUUGGAAUUCCACGGCCACCGUCAAAACAUCCACGCCGACCUCUUAUAUUCCCAGUUACACCUCGUGGUAUCCGACAGCACACCAGGACACUAUGCAGCAGCCGCAACUCAUGUGAACCAGGACUGCUACAACAACCCCGCCCAUCUAUUCACCAAUGGCCCAGUCCAGGGGACCCGCCACAGGCCGGUCACUCUGCGAGUCUGCGGCCUUUUACACAACCCGGACAGCCCAGACCAGACGUGACCCGGCGGGGACACUCGCAAAGACACCUGCUAACACACAGCCUGGGUCAGGGUGAACUGAAAGAGGGUCGUCUGCAACGGAGAAGAAUGAUGAUGACUCUUUUUAAAUGAAGGCAAUGCCGGGAAAGUGGGUCAAAUCAAAGCUGCUACUCUCCCAUUUUCCGCGACCUUUUGUUGUGUAAAAAACAUGAAACUGUAAGAAAAUUAUUUAAUGCUUUUUCUUUAAACUUGUAAUUUGGAAUCGACGGCCUGUCCCUAGCACAAGAGUGCUGGUUGUGAUUAUGGGCUACGACAGCGUCAUCGACAUCACACCGAAUUGCGCCAAAUGCUGGUGCAUAUUGUGGCUUGAGGCUUUGCCAUGGCUCGGUGAAUGAGUUAGAAAUGGGAUAAAUCACAAACACGAACGUCUCACGAUUUUCCCCAUUUUAAAGGGAACAGAGAAAUCUUUAAAAAAAUAUUUUGGAUGUAUGGCUCUUUGUGUUAAUUUAAAUAUAACUUAUUUAGACUUGUUUGUCUGUUUGUAUGUUUAUUUAAAAUAAAUGUUCAUUAAAUUAUGAUUAUAAAGCUGCACUAUAUAGAAGAAACACUUCCCAAAUUUGAACCCAUCAGUUUGUAAACCCGAGCGUUUUUGAAUGAUAUACAGACAGAGGCACGCGGUACAGAUAAACGCGUCUAUCAUCACCGUUAGAUGGGAAGUGUUGACAGCUCUAAUGUACAGAAAUAGUCGUUUCGUUGUGUGCUGAAUAAUUUGUGCAAAGGGGUCUAAACAUGAUUGUGUUUAUUAAAAUUCAUGUGUCUUUUCAUUUUAUAUUGGAACAAUUCA